This is a messenger RNA of Brassica oleracea var. oleracea, 933 nucleotides long. RefSeq lists its product as uncharacterized. The transcript has a single exon. NCBI's taxonomy places the organism in Eukaryota, Viridiplantae, Streptophyta, Magnoliopsida, Brassicales, Brassicaceae. Gene Ontology annotation, molecular function: nucleic acid binding; zinc ion binding. Bases 1 to 933 code for a protein of 310 amino acids. The record is from RefSeq and is a predicted model, not a curated record.
AUGAGGAUGAGAAUCACAUUGAGGGUGCACGAGGUUUGGGAAGCAAUAGAGACAAAGACUGCGAGCAUUAAGAAAAACGACCUAGCACUAGCUUUGUUGUUUCAAUCAAUACCAGAAACAUUAAUCCUGCAAGUAGGAGAACUUGAUAAAGCUAAGCAAGUAUGGGAAGCCAUCAAAGCAAGAUACGUGGGAGCUGAGCGAGUAAAGGAAGCAAGACUACAGACGUUGAUGAUCGAGUUCAAUAGAUUGAAGAUGAAAGAAACCGAGAGUAUAGACGAUUUUGGUGGAAAAUUAUCAGAGCUCGCUUCCAAGUCAUCUGCGUUGGGAGUUAACAUCGAGGAAGCCAAGCUGGUGAAGAAAUUUCUCUUGAGUUUACCUCGAAAGAAAUACAUACACAUUGUGGCUUCUAUUGAACAGGUGUUGGACCUUCACAAAACAAACUUUGAAGACAUCAUUGGACGUCUAAAAGCAUACGAAGAAAGAAUAUUAGAUGAAGAAGAUGGAGAAGAAGAUCAAGCUAAGCUGAUGUAUACAAAUAACGACGGACAAAGUGGUCAAACCAACCGUGAUCAAUCAAGUCGAUCGCAUUCCUCAGACAAUUCAAAUUACUACCAAGGAGAUUCGUCUAGAGGAAGAGGUAGAGGAGGCGGAAAACGUCCCUACAACAACAGAGGAAGGGGACGUGGCCGUUAUAAUGGAGGACGAGGGUAUAAUGAAGGAUACAAUAGAGGAAGAGGAUAUGCUGAAAGAGAUGCAUCAAAGAUAACUUGUUAUCGAUGUGACAAGGUUGGCCAUUUUGUCGUCCAAUGUCCGGAACUUCUUCUCAAAUUGCAGGAGACUCAUGAAGCUGACAAUACUGACACACAAGAAGCUGAUGAGCUCAUGAUGCAUGAGGUGGUAUUUCUAAACGAGAAGAAUGUCUUACCUAAAUAA